Anoplopoma fimbria (sablefish) is the source of this 1481-nucleotide messenger RNA. RefSeq lists its product as uncharacterized. The record is from RefSeq and is a predicted model, not a curated record. Bases 90 to 1481 code for a protein of 463 amino acids. Lineage: Eukaryota; Metazoa; Chordata; Actinopteri; Perciformes; Anoplopomatidae. The transcript has 4 exons.
GAUGGAUAACUAAAGACUGCACGCAGAGUCAAAACAGACUGACACACAAGAAUUUGUGCCACUAAACUUGGAUAAACUGGGGCACUAAGAUGCCCAAAAGCGAUACCUGGCCUGGUGGCAUUGGAUUGGAGACGAUGACUGGCAUGGACAGUGCUGGUAGCUGUGACAGCGUUCUCAGCGCCAAUUCUGGCUUUAGUGAUGAUAGUCUGGAGUACCUGUCUGCUGAAGAGAAGGCCUGUCUCAUGUUUUUGGAGGAGACUAUCGACUCUUUGGAUACUGAGGAGGACAGUGGACUGUCCAAUGACGAACCUGACCAACUGCCCAGCCCUGGCAACGUUGCUAACAAACUGGCUGACCUGUCGGCCUCCAUGAACAAAAGCAAGCUCAACACUUCACAGAAACAGGCAUCUACGGAACCCAUACAGGAAUGUGCUGACACCAAACCCAUGCAGAGCUACCUGGUUCCUACACCUUUUGUUGUGGCAAGCAGCUCUCCAUGUUCUGUACUAAAUGCAAAGACGGGUGUCCCUCCAGACAAAAACCUCAGCUCUAAGACUCCUUUCACUCCUCAAAGCAACAAACCUGACAACAAACACAACCAGAAACCUCCCCGAGUACCUUUGGAGGUUAAUGUUGUGAUACCUCCUCCCACCAAACCCAGAGACUACUCGGUUAGGAAAGCUGAAGGUUUACCUCGAGGUCCUCUGUCCUAUGAGGCACUUGUUCAUCUGCGGAGGAGUGCCUCCACGAAGAAGACGCCUCUCUGUCCAACAAUUGAUCACACUAUAGAGUCGGACAAGCACCUUCAUGUCACAUUCGAAGGCCCAAACCGCGGAAAUCCUCCAAGAUCUGACAGAUCCCACUCAGAGGCUUAUAAGGCUAUGGCUGGUCCUCCGGUUGUUGGUCCCAAACCCAAAAAGAUUCCUGCCAACAUAUCGGUGAAAGCAAAAAAUGAAGCAUCCCUAACUUCAGACUCUUCAUACGAUAUCAAGAAUGCAAAAGAUCCCAAGGUUGUCAGACUGGAAGCUUUGCAGAAGCUGGGUCUCCUGAAAGACCAACAGCCGGAAAAUGAAUCAGAAGCCCAACGGCUCCCCCUUAAAUCUCACUCCUCUCUGGACCCGACACCCAACAGAUUGACAAGAGGUCCAUCUAAUCAUAAUCCAUCAAGAAGCCCAUCAUUUUGUCAUUCUCAAGUUCCCACAGAGCCCAAGAACAAGCCUCUGCAGAUCAGCGCCAGUUUCCAUAACUACUCCAGACCUGACCAACAGCCUUUGCCUGUAUCAGAUCCCGCCCAAUCCAAUGGAUCGAAGGCAGCUGGUCUGGAGCGCUCUGCCACCCUGGACAACCACAGAAACGGUGGAAACACUCAGCCCGGGUCCCGCAAACCCUCAAACUCAGUCGGGUAUUCGGUGAUGGUGGUGCCUGGGAUGGGAGCGGAUCGAAAAGAAGCACUCAAAAAGCUUGGACUGCUCAAAGACUAA